AUGCAAGCCUUGAGAAGCUUUUUUACGUGCUUGUUCUUCUUAUUCUCCCUUCUAAGAAUCUCAGCUGCAACUGCACUGGGCACAAUCACUCCGAGUCAAUAUAUAAGAGAUGGCGAAACUCUGGUUUCUGUAGGUGGAAGCUAUGAACUGGGAUUCUUCAACCCAGGUAAAUCGAAAAGCCGGUACGUGGGAAUAUGGUACACUGAUUCUACUGAUGCAGUUGUGUGGGUAGCCAACAGAGAAACACCACUUGGUGGUUCUUCGGGACUUUUGAAGCUCACCGAGCAAGGAGUUCUGGUCCUCCUUCUCAAUAGCUCAAACAGCAUUGUGUGGUCAUCGAAUUCUUCAAGAAUCGCGGGGAAUCCAGUGUUGCAACUCUUGGAUUCUGGAAAUCUUGUGGUGCAAGAUGGAAAUGAAACUAACCUGGAUAACUUCUUGUGGCCGAGUUUUAAUUAUCCUUGUGACACAUACCUACCGGAAAUGAAGAUUGGUUGGGACUUGGUUACCGGUUUAGAGAGGUAUCUCUCGUCUUGGAAGAGCACAGAAGAUCAUGCUCCAGGAGAGUUUUCCUUACGAAUAGAUUAUCGCGGCUUACCACAAUAUAUAGGACUGAAUUUGUGUGGAACAAGGAUGAAGUCUACUAUCUGCAGGGAGAAGCUUCGAGUUUGCAAGUGCUUUUGA
Molecule: messenger RNA, 681 nt
Organism: Pyrus x bretschneideri (Chinese white pear)
Lineage: Eukaryota; Viridiplantae; Streptophyta; Magnoliopsida; Rosales; Rosaceae
Product: G-type lectin S-receptor-like serine/threonine-protein kinase At4g27290
Exons: 1
Coding region: 1-681 (226 amino acids)
Source: RefSeq, a predicted model, not a curated record